Molecule: messenger RNA, 1835 nt
Organism: Blastomyces gilchristii SLH14081
Lineage: Eukaryota; Fungi; Ascomycota; Eurotiomycetes; Onygenales; Ajellomycetaceae
Product: beta-lactamase
Exons: 4
Coding region: 415-1653 (412 amino acids)
Source: RefSeq, a predicted model, not a curated record
CAACAUACACAGUAACUACAGAAGCCCCUCCCGCCCUGGGUAUACGCUAAAGAGGCCCCUAUAGAGUCCCCGGUAUAGAGCGGCGCCGGGUAUAGAGACUCCUGGGCACAUACAGACCCCUGGAUAUAGAUCCCCGUGAAGACUAGCCUAAGAAUAGAGAUCCCAGGUUGAGAGCCCUCCACUGAUGUGGGUCAUUCUUUCAUACAACCUCCAAUGAGGAGAUCUUGAUUGUAUUAGCAUUAAUGUGUGCUCAUUGUAACACUAGUAUAAAAUGCCCAUUUGACGCCGUACUUAGUUGCUAAGUUCUUGGUAUUGAGAUGAAAAUAUCUUUAUAUUUAUUUCUAUAUACAGAGAAAGAACAUGAAUUAACAGCCCCUAAAGAGCCCCUAAAGAGCCAUCAAUCCCAACCUGACAAUGGGCAAAGAUCUCACACCCGAGAGUGUCACCUCCAUCCGCCAGACACUUGAAAAUGCCUGUGCGGAUCAAGAGCGCGGAAUCCCGGGGGUGACCUUCGUCGUAGCCGACAGAGAAGGCAAGCAGCUCUUUGCCCAUGCCGCAGGCAAACGCGGCAAGGGGGUCGACGAGCCCAUGACCCUGGACUCUGUCUAUUGGAUCGCUUCGUUCACGAAGAUGAUUACUGGAAUUGCUUGCAUGCAGCUGGUUGAGCAGGGGAAACUUUCUCUCUAUGAUGCUGGGCAGAUUGAAAGCCUGUGCCCGGAAUUGAAGGAGUUGAAAGUCUUGCAGAAGGAUGGGACGGUGGUGGAGAAGAAGAGAGGGAUUUCGUUGAGGAUGUUGUUGACGCACACUGCGGGAUUUGGAUAUUCCUUUUUCAAUGAACAGGUUCGAGACUACAACCGGCCUAUUGGCUUCGAUGAAUUCUCAGGUCACGUAUACGAUGUUACGCAGCCGUUGAUCUUCCAACCUGGCGAGGGGUUUGAGUAUGGUGUUGGCAUUGACUGGGCAGGAAUCGCUGUCGAGCGGGUUACCGGCCUCUUGCUCAAUGACUACUUCCAUAAGUAUAUUUUCGAGCCUCUCGGGCUAAAGAAUAUCAGCAUGCUCCCUUCAGCUGAGAUGAAGGCGAGGCUGGCAUAUAUGCAUUCCCGGAACCCAGAUGGCACCUUAUCACAGAGGGAUCAUUUGUUAAGGUGGCCCCUACUGGCCAAGAACAAGGAGGAGACCAAAGGCAUGCUGAAUUCCGGCGGAGCGGGUUGUUUCUCCACCUCGCAAGAUUAUUUGGACAUCCUCACCACCUUGCUAAACGACGGCACAUCGCCCAAAACGGGCAAACAAAUCCUCACCAAAUCCACCGUCGACCUUAUGUUCCAAAACCAUAUCCCCCACAUGCCCAACUUUGGCAGGCAAGGUAACCUGCUGAACAAGAAACCCGACCUCGUCAACAAUGUGCCGGACAUCUACCCCCUGAACAACAAUGAACCGCAGGGCUGGGGCUUGUCGUUCAUGAUCACGAGCAGUUUGACCGGUAGGAGCGUGAAGAGCGCAAUGUGGGCGGGUAUUGCGAACUUGUUCUGGUGGUGUGAUCGGGAGCAUGGUAUUGCUGGUGUGAUUUGUACGCAGAUUUUGCCAUUUGCGGAUGCCAAGUUAGUUCCGUUAUGGUUUGAUGUUGAGAAGAAAGUUUAUGAUGGGCUGAAGUAAACAAGGGGGCAAUAUGAUGUCAGAUUGAAGACGUGUAGAUCGAACCAUGUGGAAAUGUUGAAUUGUUGUAGAUAUGGAGUAUAUAGCUGUGAUGAAUGAAAGAAUGGUAAAUUGUGAUAACAUAUGGAGAAACGCCUGCGCAUGGGUUGGAAAGACCCGAUAUAACAUGCUUCUACGCCGUC